Dimorphilus gyrociliatus is the source of this 1795-nucleotide messenger RNA. The record is from the annotation of a GenBank genome assembly. Lineage: Eukaryota; Metazoa; Annelida; Polychaeta; Dinophilidae.
AAUGAAAAUUGUAAGUGUUAUAUGGUUGAUUUUAUCGUUUUAUGCAGAAUUAAUCACGAUAAUCAACGGUGAAAUCGGUGACUUCAAAGCAGUUACAUUUAAUGGUUAUGCAUGCGAACGUGUUCUCUUAAAAAUAUCGUGUCCAGACGAUUAUAUUAUACAAAUAACCGAUGUUCAAUUCGAUAGGAAGCCCAAUGAGACAAGAUGCUUAAAUUCUAAUCCACAAAAUAUUACGGAAUGCAUAACCAAUUCAACAACCUCCCUAAAAGUUGUCCAAAGAAUGUGCAAUGGAAAAGAAAAAUGCUCUAUUCCGUCUGACAGAAACACGUUUGGCAUUAUUGGUUGCCAAGAUUCAUCUCCUAUCCUUACAGUUCGUUUCCAGUGCGAAAUUAAGACUUAUCAUGGAUUUUCAUGCGAGAAUGAGGGUCAAUUAUCGAUUAUCUGUCCGCCUAAGCGUUUAAUAAUAACAAAAUCAUCAUUCUUUGGACAGAAGAAAGAUGAUAAAUUAUGCGACUCAUCAUCUAGCAAUAAUAGAUCUUGUUCCUCAUCGUCAGUUGAUGAGUACUAUCGCAGGUUAUGUGAUAAACGAGAGAGAUGCCUUUUAAAUACAACAUUUGACAAUAGCUGCCCAUCCAAUAGCAGAGGAAAUUAUCUACAAGUUGAAUAUGGUUGCCUAGAGUGUAGAAACAGCUAUGGAAAUGACGCAGAGUGUGAAUUUUGGGCAAAUCGUGGCGAUUGCAAAAAAAAUCCCGAUUGGAUGAACCUAUACUGUAGAAAAGCUUGUUGGAAGUGCGAUAGUGAUAAAACUAUAGAAUGUAAAAAUGCUUACAAAAAUGAUGGACAGUGCAAUUAUUGGGCGUCCAAGGAUGAAUGUAGAAAGAAUCCUGCUUGGAUGAUGCCGUAUUGUCGUAAAGCUUGUUUAAAUUGUGAUAAAGCCGAAAAUGGAACAGAUUGCAUUGAUAGAGAUAAUAUGUGUCCAUAUUGGGAAUCCAUUGGAGAAUGUACAAAAAAUCCUCUAUGGAUGAAAUUUAAUUGUAAAGCAUCUUGCGAAAAGUGUUACUCUGGUCCCGCAAAAUGUCAUAACGCUUUGGGAGAUGAUGAAAGAUGUGAAUUUUGGUCAAAUAUCGGCGAAUGUUAUCGAAAUGCCCCUUAUAUGAUAUCCAACUGCUUUAAAGCAUGUAGCAGGUGUACACCGUCAAAGAAUACUACAACAGAAGACAGCUGUAGAGAUGUGUUUUCACCUUCUACUUCCUGUUCAAAUUGGGCAAAAAUAGGUGAAUGUAGAAAAAAUCCUGCUUGGAUGAUACCUUACUGCAAAAAAUCUUGCAAUUGGUGUAAGAAUGUUCCUAUUAGAUUAGAUAUUUUGGGUCAAGAACCUAUUCCAGGAGACACAAAGAUACAAACUGAUAAUAGAACUAUAAUACUCAAUAAAGCUUUUGAAAGAAGUGUAAGAAUUCAAUAUUUCCUUGCUUUCUUUCAAAACGCCAAGCUGAUUAAAGUUCAACUUUGGAGACCAAUAAAUGGUACUUAUGAACUAAUUUACGAAAAGCUAGUUCAUCCUAAAGGCAAAGAUUUUAUCCAAACGAUAGUGGUAGAAAAAUGUCUUGUAGCAAAAAAGGGAGAUAGAUUGGGCUUUUCUCCAGAAAAAGUUGGAGAUUCACCACUCGCAGUUAGAUUUAAUGUUGAGGAAGCUAGUUAUCAAACAGCAAUUCAAAAGAAAGCUGGUUCCUUUGACGAUUUUAAUCUGCCUUACUCUUUUUCACUAUCGGCUGUAUACGAUGAAGAUAAGUGCUAA